UUUAAUUAAUGCAUCUACUUCUGGGUUCUGAAUUUCGAUAGAUGUAUCUGAGAAGGUGAUACGAUAAGUUCAGUUUGUUUGAAUCAUGAAUACAAUUUUAUUAAUUGUUAGUGCUAUUUUGGUUUCCUCAAAUGGAAAAAGAUUACCUUCUUAUAUCAAACCAUGCAGAAAAGACGAUCCAAACUUGAACAAAUGUGCCAAAGAACAUGCAAUACAAGCGAUUCCGGCUAUAUUGAAAGGUGAUAAAUCACUCGGGAAUCCUCCUCUUGUUCCAUUACACUUAGAUUCGAUUGAAAUAAAGCCUAGUGAGAAACUUACCAUCAAAUUGAUUGAUAUCAAGUUAAUGGGACUCGAAACUAUCAAACUGUAUGAUGUCAGCAUCGAUCUGAAACAUAGACAUGUGAUGACUAAGCAGAGCUUCAAAAGAAUAAAUUUGGAGGGCCAAUAUAGUAUAGAUGGAAAACUUUUGCUACUCAACCUACAUGGAAGUGGUCCUGCAAAUCUGACAUUUGAUAAUGUCGAUGUAACUUAUGGAGUAUACUACAAACUUAUUACCAAAAAGGAUGGCAAGCAAUAUAUAGAUCAGAAUUUGACAUCAAAUGUUGAGUACUCGCUAGGAAAGUCGCAUUACCAAUUUGACAAUUUAUUCAACGGAAAUCCAGAAAUAGGAGAACAACUGAACAAAUUCUUGAAUGAAAAUGGAUCUGACAUUGGAAAAGAACUUGGCGGUACAGUAUCUGAAACAAUUGGAGCUAUUGUCACGAAAAUUCUUCAGUUCAUCUUUACAAAUCUACCAUAUACAGAGGUUUUUCCUUGAGCAGUUCACUAUAUAUGAUCAUUUAUUUCCAAAUUAAAUGCAAUAAAGACGUGAGCCGAA
Messenger RNA from Phaedon cochleariae (mustard beetle), 877 nucleotides. The record is from the annotation of a GenBank genome assembly. NCBI's taxonomy places the organism in Eukaryota, Metazoa, Arthropoda, Insecta, Coleoptera, Chrysomelidae.